UUAAAUGCAAACAACUCCCUCCACGCUCUUGCUCUGAAAAUUAAUAAUGUCUGAGAAGACGUGUCUGCUUCUUUCCAUCCUCUUGAUCUCAGUCGUCUUUUUCUUCACAUUACCAACUGCUGGAAGAGUACUGCAGGCCGAUGCACCUGCGCAAGAGGAUAAUUAUGAGAGUACUCAGAGUGGGAAUGGUCGAAGCAAAAUAGGAGUAUGGGGCAGCAAGUCCAACCCAACAAAGUCAGCCACUGGCCCGUCAUCUCCCUCUCAGGCAACUCCCACAGGUACAUCUUCUAGGGGUACUAUUCCGAGCAAGUCGCCAUCACUUCAUUUCUCCUUAUUAAGCCUGUUAACAUAGACAGUUGGCCACAUGAUUUGAACAAAUUUUAUAAAUUAGUUUUAUCUUUAUUAA
This is a messenger RNA of Vitis vinifera (wine grape), 406 nucleotides long. RefSeq lists its product as uncharacterized. The transcript has 2 exons. The coding region runs from base 47 to 352 and encodes 101 amino acids. NCBI's taxonomy places the organism in Eukaryota, Viridiplantae, Streptophyta, Magnoliopsida, Vitales, Vitaceae. The record is from RefSeq and is a predicted model, not a curated record.